GCCAACCUCGCCAUCUCCAACUGCCGGCGACGAACAACUACCCACACAGUUAGUCCAAUGAAACCAAGUUUCAAGAACGGAAAGUUCGCCACAUCUAUCUACGAAAAAUGUCUCUGCCAAAAGAAUGGAAUCUCCAGACAUCGCAGGAGUGUCUUAAUCAGUACCUGCGACCACAAAGCCUCUUCUCGGAGGAUAUCGAAAUACAGCCCCACGCGGAUGACAGCCAUCUGUUUGACGGCGUCUACCAUCCGUCCAUACCGGACCAGCGAUGUCGGGCCCCUGUCAAUGCCGCCCUGCUGGCGGAGUUCGAAAACAGCGGAUCCCUGUUUUCGAUCCAGUCUGCACCGGUGGUUACGGCCCGGAAGGAACCAACGCUCGUCAACACGCUACAAAACCCGGCACUCGCUGCAGAACCAGCGGCAGCGACAACGACAGCAAUUGGUGGCAACGAUGGACCAGCUGCUAACGAUAGCGCAAGUUUGCUCGAUGUCUUCGGUGGUCCGUUGCCAGCAAAGGCAUCCGCUGGAGCUGCACGCAGCGAUACUUUACUUAGGCCAUCCUCACUGGCACUUGAUACGCACUAUAACCCAGUCAAGCAGCACACUGGUAGGGAAUUGGAGCCGCAGCCUUCGACCGAGCUGGACGAGGAUGACAACGAGAACCUGCUGACUGUCUCGAGUUUAACUGCUCGGCCGCUGAUAGCAAAAUCUCGAGAAAUACGUAGCAAAAAGCAAAGGCUUGAUCUUCGGAAGCAGCGGAAGCAGGUGGCAUCUGAGUCGAGCGAGGACGACGAUGAUAGUCCGCCGGAUGGAGGCUACGGAUGGGUAAUCGUUUUCGGUGCUUUCUCGGUACAGUUCUGGGUUGCCGGGUUAGUCAAAUCGUACGGCGUGCUCUAUGUGGAGAUAAUGGAGAACUUUCCGAAUGCCUCGGCCACUACCGCUUCUUGGAUACCGGCAAUCCUAUCGGCGCUGUGCCUGGUACUAGCACCGCUCUCUAGUGCACUGUGCCAACGAUUCUCCUGUCGUAUAGUGGUAAUAAUUGGCGGCGUAUUUUGUGGGCUCGGACUGACACUCAGCUACUUUGCGACCAGCAUGUACCAUCUGUUGUUUACUUUUGGCAUCCUUACAGGAAUAGGAGGUGGCCUCUCCACAACCCCAGGCAUCGUGAUCGUUUCCCAGUAUUUUGAAAAACACCGUGCUCUAGCGAACGGAAUAACGAUCUCGGGAACGGCCGCCGGAAGUUUUGUAUUUCCAAUGCUGAUUGAACGGUUGAUCCACUUGUUUGGAUUUCAUGGCACCCUUCUGAUACUGGGUGGCUGUAUGCUACACGUGUGCGUAUCCGGUGCCUUGUACCGGCCACUCGAGAAAAAACAAGAUGUUGAGCCCCAUAAGGAAGGCACUCAGUUUUCUUCUCGUACCGACUUUCGCGAAAACCUCGGCCACUUGAGUUCGUCGGAGGAUCACCUCAGUAAGCGCUGCUUGGAAGACCUGUUUCUUGAUGAUCAAAAUCGCAAUAGUCUUAAUAUUGAUAGCAAAUUCGUCAACAUUACGGAAAAAACGCUCCAAGAAAGUGAAGACGAACUGAAAGAUAUCCUCUCGAGUGCAAUCUUUCUUAAGCCAAUCGCGUCGAUUCGGAGCUGCAGCAUACUGCACUCGGUCGAAGAUCUGAGCACCGAUUCGACCUGCGUCUAUAGGAAUCGGGGCAGCGGGUAUGACUCGAAGCGGAACAGCAUGCGGUACAAGCAACAGCUUCACCAGCAGCGCCAGGAAACACAGGCCCGGCUUCAGGCGGCGGAACCGGUCGGAUCACAAUUGACACUAGCGGCGGCCGAUGGUGGGGGCGCUUGCGGAGAAGCACCGCUACUUGGCCCGCUGCUGAUGGCCACAAAUGAGCUGGACAAGGCGGCGCUAGGAACUAACAAGGACUCAGCGGCCGCUACUGUGCCUACGGUGCUGAGCUCGAGCACGCUGUGUACGAUGGUACCAGUGAAGGCAUUGGCCCAGAACAACAACCGUGGUUUAAGUAAGAGCAUGAUCAUUCCGACCCCAGUAGGCGAUCUCAAUGAAAUCUUCGAUGACGACCAUUACCCAGCCUACAAAAUGACCCUAGCGGAGAAGAUUAGCCAAUAUCUAGACAUUACGCUCCUGCAGGAGAUCACGUUCAUACUAAUGUGCCUCUCGGUAGCUUUAAUGUCGGUGGGAUGUCCGUAUAUGCUUUACUACUUACCGGCGUAUGUCAUUUCAGCCGGAUAUACCAAAUCAGAAGCAGGAUAUUUGGUUGCUGUAAGUGCGGCCUUAGACUUGGUAGGGCGGUUGGCUUUGGGAUGGCUGUCCGACUUGGACCUGUUUGACCGCAAGAAGGCGUACAUUGUUUGCAUUCUAGGCGCAGGUACGGCGGUGCUCACUAUACCGUCGAGCAGUAAUACCUGGUUCAUCAUAGUGAUCAGUGCCGGCUGUUACGGAUUGUGUCUGGGUAGCUGGUACCUCCUGGUUCCGGUACUGCUGGCCGAUCUGUUUGGGACGGAGCGCAUUAGCUCCAGCUAUGGCUUGGUUCGGAUGUUCCAAAGUAUUGGUGCAAUCUCGGUGCCACCACUAGCAGGUUUACUGCGCGAUGUCUCCGGAGGGUACGAGAUCUGCUUCUAUUGCAUGGGGGUUUGUAUGUUGAUGGGCAGUGUACCGUUGAUCGUUAUUAUCCUUCGCGACUCGAUCGCCCUCAAGGACAAACGACUUCAACUCGACCAGGCUGCCUAAACUUGAUGGUUCACCAAAGCAGACGGACGGAAGAGACAUCGGUGGUCGCAUGAUGAAUGAGCAGAUUUUGGAACUCACUAAAAUGCAUACUGGCAUUCAAAACAUAGGGUAAAAACAAUAAUACUUAAUAAUUUUAGAGUUUAAGCUAUCUGA
Molecule: messenger RNA, 2903 nt
Organism: Anopheles coustani
Lineage: Eukaryota; Metazoa; Arthropoda; Insecta; Diptera; Culicidae
Gene: Sln
Exons: 12
Coding region: 108-2750 (880 amino acids)
Biological process (GO): monocarboxylic acid transport; transmembrane transport
Molecular function (GO): monocarboxylic acid transmembrane transporter activity
Source: RefSeq, a predicted model, not a curated record